AUGGCCCGUGCGAUGAGCGUGGUUCUCUUUAUUGUGACGGCCUGCUUCGCCUUCGCCUUCGUCCCGGCGCCCGGACCCAUUUCGGCACCUCGCCGCAUGACCGCGAGGGCCUCUGAGGCCGCAGAGGCUUCGUCGCCGGAGGACUGGAAUCCCAGCUGGGCUUCCCCGGUGCUGGCCCUGGUCGCCUGCGCCCUCUUUGCUGGGGCCCAGGCCGGCUACGCAAGCCCAUCCACUUCGAGGUUGGGUAAGGUGGACUUUGUCACGAAUCCUCCGGUGCCCCGUGCAGUGCUCGAGGAGAAGCAGAUGACGAAGGUGAAGCUUGCAGCAGCACCCAGCAGGAUGGAGAUUGUAGAGAAAGUCCGACAGCAGGAGAUGGAGUACAUGAAGUCGACUUUUGUCCCGGGUGGACCGAAGCCUGUGCGCAUCGCCAUGUGA
This is a messenger RNA of Symbiodinium sp. CCMP2456, 435 nucleotides long. NCBI's taxonomy places the organism in Eukaryota, Dinophyceae, Suessiales, Symbiodiniaceae. The record is from the annotation of a GenBank genome assembly.